GUCGACCAUGGGCCUCAUCGUCAAAUCCGAGAUCAACAACACCCUCUACCUCAUCCUCUCCUUCAUCGCCGUCUUCUCCAUCCCGGUGAUCUCCUUCGUCAAGAAGCAGAUGGCGCAGCUCGGCAACGGACCCAAGGUUGUGGUGGGCACGGGCUACGGCGGCAAGGACGGGUCCUACACCGCGGCGGACGUGGCGAAGCACAAGGCCCAGGACGACCUGUGGCUCAUCAUCGACGGGAACGUGUACGACGUCACCGAGUACGUGGACGAGCACCCGGGCGGGGUCGCGGCCAUCAUGAAAAACGCGGGGGGAGACGCCACGAAGGGUUUCCACGGGCCGCAACACCCGAGCCGCGUGAUGGACAUCGUGGACGAGUACAAGAUCGGCACGCUGGUGACGGAGGGCACGUCCAAGGACGAGUGAGCGAGCGACGAGCGCCCGGAGGAUGGGACGGGGACGGGGACGAGAACGCGGAUCAGGGCGCGAUCGACCCGGCCGGCGAGGGAGGGAUGGAGUGCCUCGGGUCACCCCAUCGCGCGCCGGGGGACACGAUCGGCGCGGGGACGGGCGACGCACCGGCGAGGAAGACGACGACGAGGCGCGACGAAGGUCGUUUCUUAAAUAAAUGAAGUAGCAUUUCAAAGUCAAAGCACAACACG
Micromonas commoda is the source of this 660-nucleotide messenger RNA. RefSeq lists its product with no specific name. Gene Ontology annotation, molecular function: heme binding. Gene Ontology annotation, cellular component: intracellular membrane-bounded organelle; membrane. The record is from RefSeq and is a predicted model, not a curated record. Bases 8 to 424 code for a protein of 138 amino acids. NCBI's taxonomy places the organism in Eukaryota, Viridiplantae, Chlorophyta, Mamiellophyceae, Mamiellales, Mamiellaceae. The transcript has a single exon.